Molecule: messenger RNA, 606 nt
Organism: Aspergillus mulundensis
Lineage: Eukaryota; Fungi; Ascomycota; Eurotiomycetes; Eurotiales; Aspergillaceae
Product: thioredoxin peroxidase DOT5
Exons: 2
Coding region: 1-606 (201 amino acids)
Biological process (GO): cellular response to oxidative stress; cell redox homeostasis
Cellular component (GO): cytoplasm
Molecular function (GO): thioredoxin peroxidase activity
Source: RefSeq, a predicted model, not a curated record
AUGGUCGAAUUGCGAAAGCGCAAAGCGACAGCAGCACUUCCAGUGCCAUUGCAGAAGCGAACCAAAACCAAGGCGCCUGUCACAAUAUCAGAGGCAGCAGCUCCAUCAUCUGCCAAAUCCUUACCGAAAGUCGAUGAUGUAGUGGACUUGAAUGGUUUUGGUGGUGAUAUCGAGACAAAUGAUAACAACAAAACUACGCUCAGGGCUCUUGUUGAUGACAGCAAAUCUGGUGUAGUGCUGUUCACAUACCCCAAGGCCUCAACCCCUGGCUGCACGAAGCAAGCAUGCUUGUUUCGGGACGGGUUCGACAAGUUAACCUCUACUGGGCUGUCUAUAUACGGCCUAUCGACAGAUUCGCCAAAAGCCAACACUAACUUCAAAACGAAACAGAAUUUGCCAUACACGCUCCUCUGCGACACUGCGUCAACCUUGAUUGGCGCUAUUGGGUUGAAGAAGUUGCCUCGUGGGACCAAUAGAGGUGUCUUUGUCAUAGAUAAGGCAGGCAAAAUUCUUCUCCUCCAGCCGGGUGGUCCAGAUGCAACCGUGGAGGCUGUGCGGCAAUUGGUUCUCUCCAUGUCAAAAGAGGCCGAGAGCAAAGCCAUUUGA